CUGACUUUGCCGGAGCCGCAAAAUAGUUGUCAAAAUGGCGAGUGAAGGUAAUGCAAGUGUGAAUCCAAAUUGUGAGGUCGUUCGUGGACAAACGUUCGAAGUUGGUCCACGAUAUACGAAUUUAUCGUACAUGGGCGAGGGUGCCUACGGAAUGGUCGUAUCUGCUUAUGAUAAUGUAACAAAAACAAAGGUAGCUAUUAAAAAAAUUUCACCUUUUGAGCAUCAGACAUACAGUCAAAGAACAUUAAGGGAAAUAAAAAUUUUGACUAGGUUUAAGCAUGAAAAUAUAAUAGAUAUAAGGGAUAUAUUAAGGGCACCUACUAUAGAACAAAUGAAAGAUGUAUAUAUUGUUCAAUGUCUAAUGGAAACUGAUCUCUAUAAAUUACUCAAAACACAGGCUAUUAGUAAUGAUCACAUAUGUUAUUUUCUUUACCAAAUAUUAAGAGGAUUAAAGUACAUUCACUCUGCAAAUGUUUUGCACAGAGACUUGAAACCAAGCAACUUGCUAUUAAAUACCACAUGUGACCUUAAAAUCUGUGAUUUUGGUUUAGCUAGAGUUGCUGAUCCAGAGCAUAAUCAUGCUGGUUUUCUUACUGAAUAUGUAGCAACAAGGUGGUAUAGAGCUCCAGAAAUAAUGCUUAAUUCCAAGGGCUAUACUAAGUCUAUAGAUAUUUGGUCAGUUGGUUGCAUUCUUGCAGAAAUGCUUUCCAGAAGAGCAAUAUUUCCUGGCAAACAUUACUUAGAUCAACUGAACCAUAUACUGGGAGUUCUUGGAUCACCAUCCCCUGAGGAUCUUGAGUGCAUUAUAAACGAAAAAGCACGAAGUUAUCUCCAAUCAUUACCAUAUAAACCAAAGGUUCCAUGGACAAGUCUGUUUCCAAACGCGGAUCUACGAGCUUUGGAUCUGUUAGAUAAAAUGCUAACAUUUAAUCCUAAUAAACGUAUUGUUGUGGAGGAUGCACUUGCGCAUCCGUACUUAGAACAAUAUUACGAUCCUGCUGACGAACCGGUCGCAGAAGAACCAUUUAAAUUUGAUAUGGAACUGGAUGAUCUUCCUAAAGAAGUGUUGAAACAAUAUAUCUUUGAAGAGACUCUAUUAUUCCAAAACAAUCACCAAGAAAACGCUAUGUAGUCUACUGCUGCGGCGAGUCUGCGGGGCAACCAAAAAGGAGGUGAAGGUGGGACGUCAGAGUAAUAGAAGUUUACUUCUUUUACAGUUGUCUAUGAUCGAAGCAAAAAAGAAUAAAAGAAAAAGCAAACAAAACAAAACGAAACUUUUAUGAAGACAUUUUAUUGAGCAGGACUUAAAAGUCGAGCUACAAAUAUACACACCGGCGAGUUUGAGAAAACGAGCGAAGAGAGCGGUGAAUGAGGUAAAGAAAUAAACAAACCGCAGUGUCCGUGCAUAUACUUGUACAUUCGCAUGUCUUUACCGGAGAAAAAAAAGAAACAAAAAUACAGUGUCUUUUUUUUGUUACAAUUGAAUGCAUAAUAUUAAUUUGUACAAUAACUUUUAUUUAUCCCGAAUUAUAUAUAGGUAAUGCUAGUUGACGAUUUAUUGUUAAUCACCGUAUCAUACACAUUGUCUGUGAUUUAAUUGCCGAGCGAGUGACGUGGUCGGUGUAAUGUGCGAGAUAUUCUGAGCCACGUAACACGGCGACCGAUAAAAUGAAUGCGCGUAGAGAGGAAGAGAGGAAGAGAGCGAGUGAGAAAGAGAGAGCACGAAAGACAGAGAGAAAGAAAGCGAGAGUGUGAGGGAGAACUUGAAACUGGAUGCUUGUAUCAACGCGCACGCACAUGCACACAUGAGCGCGCGAGCGCAUGAUACACACACACACACACACACACAUUUGGAACAGCCAUUAAAUUCAUCGAAAUAUU
Eufriesea mexicana is the source of this 1881-nucleotide messenger RNA. It is a transcript of the gene rl, whose product is annotated as Mitogen-activated protein kinase rl. Gene Ontology annotation, molecular function: MAP kinase activity; ATP binding. Lineage: Eukaryota; Metazoa; Arthropoda; Insecta; Hymenoptera; Apidae. Gene Ontology annotation, biological process: protein phosphorylation. The coding region runs from base 35 to 1132 and encodes 365 amino acids. The transcript is spliced from 8 exons. The record is from RefSeq and is a predicted model, not a curated record.